CGAGAACAUAAAAAAAAAACUCGAGUUUCAUAGAUGGAGAAACAGAGCAAUACACAGAAAACUUCAUGGACAAGAGGGGGGUUUAUAGGCAAAGGCUCCUUCGGUACCGUAAGUUUGGCAGUCAACGAAACCAACGGUGCCGUUUUCGCUGUCAAGUCCGUCGAUUUAGCAACGUCUCUUCCCAACCAGUUGGAGUCUUUAGAGAACGAAAUUAGGAUCCUCCGUUCACUCUCCUCUCCUUACGUGGUUAAGUAUCUCGGCGAUGACGUCAAUCCUUCGAAUUCCUCCCGGAAUCUUCACUUGGAGUACAUGCCAGGCGGCACCGUUUCUUACGAAGCGAAUGUUAAACGCCGGUUGGCUGACGUGGACGAAAGUACCCUGCGGUGGCACACGCGGUGCUUGGUUUCGGCUUUGAAGUACGUGCACGGUGAAGGCAUUGUGCACUGUGAUGUGAAAGGGAGAAAUGUUUUGCUUGACUCGGAUUCCACUUCCGUUAAGCUCGCGGAUUUCGGCUCGGCGAUUGCGAUUAAAAAGGAAAGCGACGGAGAAAUUCCUAAGCAUUUUAUCACGCCACGUGGAAGCCCUCUAUGGAUGGCGCCGGAGGUGAUUCGCGGCGAGUAUCAAGGGCCGGAGUGUGAUGUUUGGUCUUUGGGAUGCACCGUCAUCGAGAUGAUCACAGGGAAGCCAGCUUGGGAAGAUCACGGUUUCGACUCACUAUGUCGAAUUGCUAACUCGGAUGAAUUGCCCGAGUUACCGACUCAGCUAUCUGAACUCGGCAAGGAUUUCGUGGACAAGUGUCUGAGAAGGGACCCGAAUCAAAGGUGGAGCUGCGAUCAACUGCUGCAGCAUCCAUUCGUAGCAUCGGCUUCGCCACCCAAAAUGAUCCGCGAAUCAUCUCCGCGUUGCGUGAUCGAUUUCCCGAGCUCGGAUUUCGACGAAAACACGGAGAAUUUUGAAUCGUCGGCGAGGGAGAGGAUUGGUAAAUUAGCCGAGGAAGGAGGGGUAGUUUGGGAAUCGGAUGGCUGGGCCACUGUAAGGAGUUACGCUAUUGAAUCACGUGUGAAUUGCGAGGAAGCAACAAGUGAGGAAUAUCCGGAUUCGAUGAGGACACGUUUGGAAAUGUCCAAUUGUUUCGCAACCGGUAUUAGCAAUAGCAGCAAUUCAGUGGACUGCCAGUUCGGUGACAUCGAGCGUGUGGGAGAGGUAAAAUCGUCAUUUGAUGAUCUACGGUGUGGUGGGUGGAGGUGCGAGUGGUUGACUAAUCCGAGCUGUGGGUAUGGGUCACAAAAGGUUGCGUUUGCGAUGCCGGUCAAGGAAUGGUUGAGAUUCAACAGACUCUGUAAUUUUUUAUUACAUUUAAUAUUAUUGGGAAAUUUUUAUUCACUAAUUCUAUUAUUUACUCAAAAAAAAUUCCAUGCCAAAUCGACCAUUCUUUUUCGCAAUUCCAUAAUUUACCAGUCAUUACAGGAAUAUUCUCCGACUUCCCAUUCCAAAACAUUCUGGAUUUUGACAGAAAUUUAA
Messenger RNA from Hibiscus syriacus, 1521 nucleotides. RefSeq names its product mitogen-activated protein kinase kinase kinase 18-like. Bases 34 to 1521 code for a protein of 495 amino acids. The record is from RefSeq and is a predicted model, not a curated record. Lineage: Eukaryota; Viridiplantae; Streptophyta; Magnoliopsida; Malvales; Malvaceae. Gene Ontology annotation, biological process: protein phosphorylation. Gene Ontology annotation, molecular function: protein kinase activity; ATP binding. The transcript has a single exon.